Molecule: messenger RNA, 1443 nt
Organism: Neomonachus schauinslandi (Hawaiian monk seal)
Lineage: Eukaryota; Metazoa; Chordata; Mammalia; Carnivora; Phocidae
Gene: HTR2B
Product: 5-hydroxytryptamine receptor 2B
Exons: 3
Coding region: 1-1443 (480 amino acids)
Biological process (GO): smooth muscle contraction; regulation of behavior; heart development
Cellular component (GO): plasma membrane; dendrite
Molecular function (GO): G protein-coupled serotonin receptor activity; neurotransmitter receptor activity
Source: RefSeq, a predicted model, not a curated record
AUGGCCUUCUCUUAUAAAAUAUCAGAACAGAGCACAAUUCCUGAGCACAUUUUGCAGAGCUCCUUUCAUCACUUAAUCUCUGCUAACUGGUCGGGAUUACAGACAGAAUCGAUACCAGAGGAAAUGAAACAGAUUGGUGAGCAACAGGGAAAUAAACCGCGCUGGGCAGCUCUUCUGAUACUCAUGGUGAUAAUACCCACAAUUGGUGGGAACGUCCUGGUUAUUCUGGCUGUUUCACUGGAGAAAAAGCUGCAGUAUGCUACCAAUUAUUUUCUAAUGUCUCUGGCAGUGGCUGAUUUGCUGGUUGGGUUGUUUGUGAUGCCGAUUGCCCUCUUGACAAUAAUGUUUGAGGCUAUGUGGCCCCUCCCACUUGUUCUAUGUCCUGCCUGGUUAUUUCUUGACGUUCUUUUUUCUACUGCAUCCAUCAUGCAUCUCUGUGCCAUUUCCGUGGAUCGCUAUAUAGCCAUCAAAAAGCCAAUCCAGGCCAAUCAAUAUAACUCACGAGCCACAGCAUUCAUCAAGAUUACAGUGGUAUGGUUAAUUUCAAUAGGCAUUGCCAUUCCAGUACCUAUUAGAGGGCUAGAAACUGAUGUGAGUAACCCAAGCAAUAUCACCUGUGUGCUGACAAAGGAUCGUUUCGGCAACUUCAUGCUCUUUGGCUCACUGGCUGCUUUCUUCACACCUCUGGCAAUCAUGAUUGUCACCUACUUUCUCACUAUCCAUGCUUUACAGAAGAAAGCUUACUUGGUCAAAACCAAGCCACCUCAACGCCUAACGUGGCUGGCUGUGUCUACAGUUUUCCAAAGGGAUGAAACACCUUGCUCAUCACCUGAAAAGGUGGCAAUGCUGGAUGGUUCCCACAAGGACAAAACUCUGCCCAACUCAAGUGAUAACAUACUUAGGCGAAGAAUGUCCACAGUUGGAAAAAAGUCCGUGCAGACCAUUUCCAAUGAGCAGAGAGCCUCCAAGGUUCUAGGGAUUGUUUUUUUUCUCUUUUUGCUUAUGUGGUGCCCCUUUUUUAUUACAAAUAUAACUUUAGUUUUAUGUGAUUCCUGCAACCAGACUACUCUCAAAAUGCUCCUAGAGGUAUUUGUGUGGAUAGGCUAUGUUUCCUCAGGGGUGAAUCCUUUGGUCUACACCCUCUUCAAUAAGACAUUUCGGAAUGCAUUUGGCCGAUACAUCACCUGCAAUUACCAGGCCACGAAAUCAGUGAAAACUAUCAGAAAAUGCUCCAGCAAUAUCUACUUCCGAAAUCCAAUGGCAGAGAACUCUAAGUUUUUCAUGAAGCAUGGAAUGCGAAAUGGGAUUAAUCCUGCCAUGUACCAGAGCCCAAUGAGGCUCCGCAGUUCAAACAUUCAGGCUUCCUCAAUCAUUCUACUAGAUACACUUCUCCUCACAGAAAAUGAAGAUGACAAAACUGAAGAGCAAGUCAGUUAUGUAUAG